This is a messenger RNA of Anolis sagrei ordinatus, 2864 nucleotides long. RefSeq names its product disintegrin and metalloproteinase domain-containing protein 9-like. Gene Ontology annotation, cellular component: plasma membrane. The record is from RefSeq and is a predicted model, not a curated record. Gene Ontology annotation, molecular function: metalloendopeptidase activity. Lineage: Eukaryota; Metazoa; Chordata; Lepidosauria; Squamata; Anolidae. Gene Ontology annotation, biological process: proteolysis.
AAGAUCCGCUGAGGCUCGGAGGGAUCUGGUUUAAUGCUGUCAUUUUGUCAGCGAAGUCAAUGAGCGGUCUUCCUCUAAUCACUCCGUCUCUAUUUGGUAAUUUUCAGAGGGACAGCCACGAGUGAGUCUGCAAGUUGUCUAACCAGUUUUUGUAGGGGUGGCACAAAAAUCACUUCCUCUUUUCUUGGGAGUGUUAUCUGAAUUCCUUUGCUGUUAUGUCUGCUUUCCUCAGAACCCAUUUGUUGUCAGGCCAUUUAGAUGAGCCGGUUGUGUGAUUUCCAGUUGGAGUGCUUUUAUUGGAGAAGUUGGAGGAGUUGACCAUGUUUGAAGAUUACCUGUAUUUACUCCUGCUGGUACUUAGCAGCAUUGGGAAACAACUUCUAACACUGGGCAAGGAUACUAACCCGAUCUCCAAGUAUUCCACAUAUGAGAUUGUAAUUCCUCAAAGACUGACAAACAAGGAAAAACACUGGACGUAUUUUCAUGAGGAAUACCCAGACAACCAACUAUCUUACUUGAUUCAAACUGGAAAUGGCACACACAUUCUGAAACUGAAGAAAAAUGUAAACCUUAUUGGUGAACGGUUCAUAAUGCAUACCUACAGCAAAGAUGGUAAUUUGGAAAGCACCCCCUUUAAAAAUGAGGACCAUUGUUAUUAUCGUGGGGAAGUUGAAGAGGUUAAGGAUUCCUGGAUUGCUCUAAGUACUUGUGAUGGUCUUAGGGGAAUCCUCCAUGUCGGUGGUAGACGGUAUGGUAUGGAACCAGUUACUGGAUCCGAUCGAUUUGAACACUUCUUCUUUAUAUUAGAUGAUUCUCACCAGCAGCCCUUUUCAUGUGGUGUGUCAAAUGAUGGUCAAUACCAUGAUCAGAGUUUAGAGAGCUUUUUCAAAUACACAAAUGUGUCACAUAGCUCUUCUAGUGUGGAAACAUUUCUUAGGAGAAGAAGAGCUGUGCUACCAGAGAAAAGAUAUGUAGAACUGUAUAUAGUUGUUGAUCAUAACAAGUAUUUGUUGAAAAAAUCGGAUGCUGGAGCAGUACAAAAGGAUGUGGUUGAACUGACAAAUUACGUGGAUGCGAUGUUCAGCCCCUUAAACAUACAAGUUGUCCUAAUUGGGGUGGAAAUAUGGACAAGUGAAAACCCAAUAGAUGUGACUGGGCCAGCUGGAGAUGUACUGAGCAAAUUUGUAGCAUGGAGACACAAUGUUCUCACAAAAAGACCAAGAAAUGAUGUCAGCCACCUCCUCAUAGGCAGAAAAGCUUUUGGUACUGCAGUUGGAAUGGCUUUUGUUGGCACUGUCUGCAGUCCAGCUCAUGGAGGCUCAAUCAGUACUUUUGAUCACGAUACAGUGAUAAGUCAUGCUACUAUUGUUGCGCACGAACUGGGACAUAACCUGGGAAUGAAUCAUGAUGAUAAAAGUUGUCCAGGUGCCUACAUUAUGCACAGUAUAGACAAUGGGUCCAGGAACUUCAGUAGCUGCAGUGAGAAUGAUUUUGAGCAACUCAUCUUGAGAGGUGGAGGAACCUGUCUUAGAAAUGCUCCCAAACCAAGUGACAUUUUCACAGAACCUGUGUGUGGCAAUAACAUUGUGGACAGAAAUGAAGAAUGUGACUGUGGCACUCCUAAAGAGUGUUCAAACCCUUGCUGUGAUGCUGCCACUUGCAAACUGAAACCUGGAUCAGAGUGUGCAGAAGGAUUGUGCUGUGAAAAGUGUCAGUUCAAAGUAGCCGGAAUCGAGUGCAGGAAAAAAGGGAAUACCUGUGAUCUCCCCGAAUAUUGCAAUGGAACGUAUCAUGACUGCCCAGAUGAUGUGUAUAUCAUGGAUGGCUAUCCCUGUAACAAUAUGAAAGAUUAUUGCUAUAGUGGAGUUUGUCAGAAUUAUGAUUCUCAAUGUGAAUCCCUCUUUGGAAAAGGAGCCAAAAAAGGACCAAAUAUUUGUUUUGAAAUUGCAAAUAGCAAUGGAGACAGAUUUGGGAAUUGUGGGAUGUCUGAAGGAAAAUUUGUAAAAUGCACCCAAGCCAAUAGUCUCUGUGGAAAGGUUCACUGUACAUCUGUCAGUCAACAGACUCAACUUUCUCAAGUGUACAUCCAAAAUCAGGGUGGUGUUUCCUGUGUGACUACAGCCUUUGAUCUUGGUUCAGAUGUUCCUGAUCCAGCUCUAGUUAACAGAGGCACUGCCUGCUCAGAAGGAAAGGCUUGUGUUGAUUCCAAAUGUGUGAAUGCAAGCCUGCUUGGUUACGAUUGUGAUGUAAAGAAAAAAUGUCAUGACCAUGCAGUAUGUAACAAUAAAGGCAAUUGCCACUGUAAUCCUGGAUGGGCGCCUCCUUUCUGUGACAGAUCUGGUUAUGGUGGCAGCAUAGACAGUGGCCCAACACAUAUAGAUACAUCACUUCGAGAUGGCCUCCUCAUUUUUUUCCUACUUGUGCUACCUUUGCUAAGUCUACUUGUGGCUGGAUUUAUUAAAAGGGAUGCAAUCAAGAGACGGCUUUGCAGAGAACGUCGAAGACGUCAGAGAGCAAAGGAGGCAGCACAAGCAAGACAGAAUCAAACUCAAAAUGAACCCAGGGAGCCUAAUGCAGCAAAUCCAAGGCGGCCUGCAACAUCCAAUUCUGGAGUCUUUACAAUAUCCCACUUUCCUGUACCAAGGCCACCACUUCGAGGUCAGCCAGGACCUCCCCCACAAAGGCCUCCUUUGCGACCCCCAGUCCCACCCAGACCUGUUUUCACCAAUGCUUCCUGAGGAAAUAUCAGUGACUUAGAUUGACACCUCAAGUGUACUAGGAAAGAUGUGCCAAUGCUAAAUCUGUGAAAUGUUUCCAAAAGUAUUAUUUUUAUUAACCUGCAUGUAAAGACCUCGUUUUGAUAG